GUCAGUUUCCUGUUUCAUUUCUUGGUAGGUGAAGAAUCAGCAGAGGGGCAUGACUUGAUUUUCCUUAAUCAUGAGAGAACAAGAUUAUGAAGAAAGUGGGCCAAAUCCAAGGGAUGGGAUCGCCAGGGAAAGUAGUCCAUUUAUUAACAGUGCAGAGAUGGACAGAGGAAACAUGUAUGAAGGAAAGAAUAUGGCUCUCUUUGAGGAAGAAAUGGAUAGUAAUCCCAUGGUGUCAUCUCUUCUUAAUAAACUGGCAAACUACACUAAUUUAACUCAAGGUGUGGUGGAACAUGAAGCAGAUGAAGACAGCAAGCGAAAGGAAGUCAAGGUUCCACGUAUGGGUACUUUCAUUGGUGUGUACCUGCCCUGCUUGCAAAACAUCUUGGGGGUCAUCCUUUUCCUACGUUUAACAUGGAUUGUGGGAACAGCUGGAGUUCUCGAGUCUUUCAUCAUUGUAUUCAUGUGUUGUGCUUGUACUAUGCUAACUGCAAUUUCAAUGAGUGCAAUAGCAACUAAUGGUGUAGUUCCAGCUGGAGGCUCUUACUACAUGAUUUCAAGAUCUUUAGGACCAGAGUUUGGUGGAGCAGUGGGACUUUGUUUCUACUUGGGUACAACCUUUGCAGGAGCAAUGUACAUUCUUGGUACCAUUGAAAUUUUGUUGACCUACAUUUCUCCAAGUGCUGCUAUAUUUAAAGCAGAAGAGGUUGGGGAAGAAACAGAGGCUAUGCUGAACAACAUGAGAGUUUAUGGAACAUGUAUUAUCAUUCUGAUGGCUGUAGUGGUUUUUGUGGGAGUGAAGUAUGUCAACAAACUUGCACUGGUCUUCCUUGCCUGUGUGAUUCUUUCCAUCAUUGCUAUAUAUGCUGGAGUUAUUAAGACUGCUUUUGACCCACCUGACUUUCCUAUCUGUCUUCUUGGAAACCGUACAUUGUCAAAACGCAACUUUGAUGUCUGUGCUAAAUUUACUGAAAGCAAUAAUGAAACAAAGACUACAUCUCUGUGGCGCCUGUUCUGUGAUAGUUCUUUGCUUAAUGCUACAUGUGAUGACUACUUUACUCUCAAUAAUGUAACAGAAAUUCAAGGGAUUCCAGGAAUAAUGAGUGGAGUUCUCACUGAUAAUCUGUGGAGUACCUAUUCAGAAAAAGGAUCAAUAGUUGAGAAAAAACAUCAGCCAUCUGUUGCUGGAUCAGAAGAGACAAAACUGGGUGGACUCCCUUAUGUUUUUACAGACAUCAUGACCUACUUCACAAUGCUUGUAGGGAUUUAUUUCCCAUCUGUGACAGGUAGAUAUAACUAUUUUUUUGUGAGUGAGGAUGUGUUUGGAGAAGCAGUUAAUGGAAAUCUGGUGGUUGGUACACUGGCCUGGCCUUCUCCAUGGGUUAUUGUGAUUGGUUCAUUCUUUUCAACGUGUGGUGCUGGUCUCCAGAGUCUCACUGGUGCACCCCGUCUGUUGCAGGCCAUUGCAAGAGAUGGCAUUGUACCAUUUAUUCAAGUAUUUGGUCAUGGAAAAGCAAAUGGGGAACCAACUUGGGCUCUGCUCCUCACUGCUGGAAUUUGUGAAAUAGGGAUUUUGAUAGCCUCAUUGGACAGUGUAGCACCAAUUCUUUCAAUGUUUUUCCUUAUGUGCUAUAUGUUUGUAAAUCUGGCUUGCGCAGUUCAGACGCUUUUACGGACUCCCAACUGGAGACCUCGUUUCAAGUUUUACCAUUGGACUCUUUCAUUCCUGGGGAUGAGUUUAUGUCUUGCCUUGAUGUUCAUUUGCUCUUGGUACUAUGCUUUGAUUGCCAUGCUAAUCGCAGGAUGUAUAUACAAAUACAUAGAAUAUAGAGGAGCGGAAAAAGAAUGGGGUGAUGGAAUUCGAGGACUGUCUCUGAAUGCAGCUCGCUAUGCUUUGCUUCGUGUUGAAGAUGGUCCUCCUCACACCAAGAACUGGAGACCUCAACUUUUGGUCUUGUUAAACUUGGAUAGUGAGCAGUUGGUGAAACAUCCUAGAUUGCUUUCUUUCACCUCUCAGUUGAAGGCUGGUAAAGGACUGACUAUCGUGGGCUCUGUGCUUCAGGGAAUCUACUUGGAUAAAUGUUCAGAAACUCAGAAAGCUGAAGAGAAUGUUAAGGCCUUAAUGGGAGUAGAAAAGACUAAAGGAUUUUGCCAGAUUGUGGUGUCUCCAAAUUUCAGAGAUGGAAUAUCCUAUUUGAUUCAGUCAGCUGGUCUAGGAGGGAUGAAGCACAACACAGUCCUGAUGGCAUGGCCACAGUCAUGGAAGCAGACAGAAAAUCGUUUCUCAUGGAAAAAUUUUGUUGACACUGUACGAGAAACAACAGCUGCUCAGCAAGCAUUGUUGGUUGCUAAAAACAUUGACUUAUUUCCAACAAAUCAAGAACGUUUCACUGAGGGAAACAUAGAUGUGUGGUGGAUUGUUCAUGAUGGUGGUAUGCUGAUGUUACUGCCUUUUCUCCUUCGGCAGCACAAGGUUUGGAGAAAAUGUAAAAUGCGCAUCUUCACUGUUGCUCAAAUGGAUGACAAUAGCAUUCAAAUGAAGAAGGAUCUUCAGAUGUUUUUAUAUCAUCUUAGACUGAAUGCUGAAGUGGAAGUUGUUGAAAUGCUUGAAAACGAUAUUUCUGCGUUCACGUAUGAGAAGACACUUAUGAUGGAACAGCGAUCUCAGAUGCUGAAGCAGAUGCAACUAUCAAAGAACGAAAGGGAAAGAGAGAUUCAGAGCAUCACUGAUGAGUCUCGAGGCUCAGUCAGAAGAAAAACCUACUCCAGUCCACAGUCCACUGGCCAAGAUGUGCAGGCCUUGCUGACUAAUGAUUGUCGGGAGGAGGAGGCUCAGCUAAUCCAUGACAGAAACACUGCCUCACACUCGUCUCCAGCGGUCAAAGCAAGCGUGGCUGCUGCUCUGCCCGAAAAAGUGCAAAUGACCUGGACUAAAGAAAAGUUUGUAGCUGAAAAGCAUAAAACCAAAGAUUCAAAUGUGUCUGGCUUCAAAGAUAUUUUCAACAUGAAGCCAGAAUGGGAAAAUCUGAAUCAGUCAAAUGUGAGAAGAAUGCACACUGCUGUGAAGCUCAACGGAGUAGUGCUUAAUAAAUCACAGCAUGCUCAGCUAGUUCUCCUGAAUAUGCCUGGACCUCCUAAAAACAGAAAAGGUGAUGAAAACUACAUGGAAUUUUUGGAAGUUCUGACAGAGGGUCUCGAUAGAGUUCUUCUGGUCAGAGGCAGUGGACGUGAAGUGAUCACCAUUUAUUCUUAACCUGUUUGCACACUUUGUUCACCCCAACCCCCCACCCCCACCCCAAUGAAAAAACAAAGUUACUUGCCAUAAUUUGAGCAGCUUCAUUAACAGUUCUAGUGCAUUGAAAACUACUUGCAAGCUGAAUCUUCUAAUGAUUUGUUCUGGUUUUAUAUUAAAAAUUUAUAUUUAAAUUAUAUUUUAAGAAGAUAGAUCUAUGUAGAAAAUAUUUCUGUAGUGAAUUAAUAAAUGGUGGAUGGGUUAGGAUAUUUAUAUGUAGCAUAUUCUGAUGCCUCUUCAACUGUGGUGAAACACAAGCAAAGAAAGGGUAAUGCAGUGGGAUUUUUAAGCAUACGGAAAUGUAAGCAACUUUUAGAUGCAGAACAAAGAUUAAAUUCAUCAAAGGAAAAGGUUUAAGGAGAAGUUGACUUCCUUCUUUACCAAAAUGCUGCAAUGUUGCUUCUGUUGGAAUUAGUCCUGGUUCAGGAAACUUCAUUCAGAGAUGUAUACAACCUCUCAAAUUUGUAUAUUAUGUGUAUAAAGUGUUUCCCUGAAGUUCGUGAUAUGCCACACUUGUUUUAAAUAACAUUUCUCUAUUUAAAAUACCUGGUCAGGUAGCUGAAGGCUCCAGCUGAUAGUAAUAGUGAACUGACAAGUUGUGUGGGUUUUUUUUCAUGAGCUACUAGCAGUUAUAGUAUAUUGCACAAUUAUACCAGUGAAGCCUAAGAGCAUCCAACUCACAGUAAGACUAUGAUGCAGUAACUCCACCUGGUUGCAAAUCUAAAUGUAACGAUAACCAACUUGCUGUGGUUUAAUGAACUGCAGUCUCUUGUUUUCAAAUGUGUAUAUUUUGAAAAUGUUGUAUAAUGUUGUAUGUAUGUGCUGCUGUUUAAAAUAAACUCUGCUUUUCU
Athene cunicularia (burrowing owl) is the source of this 4140-nucleotide messenger RNA. Its product is annotated as solute carrier family 12 member 7-like. The transcript has 24 exons. The coding region runs from base 71 to 3250 and encodes 1059 amino acids. Gene Ontology annotation, biological process: potassium ion import across plasma membrane; cell volume homeostasis; chloride ion homeostasis. Gene Ontology annotation, molecular function: potassium:chloride symporter activity. Lineage: Eukaryota; Metazoa; Chordata; Aves; Strigiformes; Strigidae. Gene Ontology annotation, cellular component: membrane. The record is from RefSeq and is a predicted model, not a curated record.